This is a messenger RNA of Closterium sp. NIES-65, 369 nucleotides long. Lineage: Eukaryota; Viridiplantae; Streptophyta; Zygnematophyceae; Desmidiales; Closteriaceae. The record is from the annotation of a GenBank genome assembly.
AUGGUGCUUUUCGUCGUCGUCGUGAGUAACAUCUUCAUCUGCUUCGUGUUGCUCGACGAAGCGCCCUCCGUGCCGCUGCUCUCCCGCGCGGGGAAAGGCGGCGGCGGCGGCCUAGGCAGCGGGGGUCGCGGGAGGGAGAGGGGGGGAAGCGGUGGCGAGGGGAGGAGGCAUCCGCGGGUAGCCGCGCACAAGCUCACUCCGGCGGAGAUUGAAAUGCUGGAGAUGCGGAAACAAAAUUUUGAUGGCAGCAGCAGCAAGGAGGGCUUCAUCCAGUUCAGCGCGUACCGCAUCACCCCUCUCCGCGUGGUCGCCAUGGGCCUCAUGCCGCUCACACACCAUGACGUCAUCACUGCCCAGCACUGCUGGUGA